GACUCGCGCGCCACGGCUGUUGAGCGUAUUCGAUGCAUCAGACGCACGCGCAUCCAUCGAUUUGUUAUCGAUUCUCCGUCACUCUUACCGCGCGCAAUUAACAGUGAUGUCUCAAGAAAACACGUGAGCGUGCGUGAUAAUAAACAAAACCUAUGUGAUGCAAAGAUUUGUUUGUGCUUAACCUGUGUUGGAUCCCAUGUUCGCUAGUCCCGUAUUAGUGUCCAAGGAGAUAACGUGAUGUGACAACGAAACGUAGUAAGGUGCCUGUGGAAUAGUUUUGUGAAAGUGUGCAGCUAGCGUGAGUGAGUCGCCGGUGUGACUGGUGCCCCGAGACAAUGUUAAACUGCACUGAUCUGGAAUGUAUUUUGCACCACCACCACUACUAUGCGCAUCUGCACCACAUACAUCACCUGCAAAAUGCGCAGGAUUCAGCUAUGUCGGCCGAUGGCUCGACCACAGAUAUCCAUGGGCUGCUCAACGACACUGAAUCCGAUCUCACUGGCCUUUCGCAUGUUGAUGCUCCGAAUGAUGCGAAUUACAUGAUUGGCGGAGUGGUGAUUGCCAUGGCUCUUGUGGGACUUAUAAUCGUUCUUCUGGCACUAACAAUUAAUAAGCUGCGCAAGAGGGAAGAGCACUCGGCUUCAGUACACCCGGCUGAAGCUGUGCUCCAGGCCUCUGCACCGCAGCCACCGCCCGAGCCUCUUGCCUUCCGCCAGCAGCCUCUGUGGCAGUUCCCACCGCCGCUGCCUCCGCCUUACGUCUAUCCCCAUGAUCAGGACAACUUGAUGCAGCCGAUCGGUAACGAGCGGGCGAGUUUCCGCAGUCUACGCAAGAAUAUUGGCGGUCGUUGGAAGAGAUUAGUAAAGAAGAAGCCCGAACAAGAAGUCUACACUAUUCCACCUGAGCUCAAGCCUCAACUGAAGCAAAUAUACGUUUAUUAAGCACCUAUACAACAGCACAGAAGCAGGAAUCUUCGUCGCUGAUCUUAGCGAUUCUAUGAGCUCCACGGUUGUCAGAAAUUCUCCAAGUCAUAUCUAACUCGAAUAUCAAAUUUUAAGUCGGCACGGCUCUUUAAACAUAUCUUCUUGACCAAUUAUUUCUUGACCAAUAUUAGUAGUCUUCUUUCAGCACUUCAUUGUGAUGUAAAGUCUAGAUGUAUUAAUAAGUAUUAGUGCAUUGAAUUCUGCGAGUGUUGUUCUGUUGAAAGUAUGUGUGAUAGUCAAAUGAUUUAGUUUAAUUAAUUUAAAAGUUAUGAAUGAACUUAGAAAAAUGCGGUCGCGCAUAAUAGUAACGAAAAUCCAAUAAUUAUUUUAGAAAACCACGAUGCCUUGUUAAUGUAAUCUUUGACUAAUUAGGGCAUUUUGAAGAACAUUAACUUAUUUUUAGACGUGAUCGUAUUCAUAGGCGAAAAUCGAUCAAAUAGUUUUCGAAGUUAUGUAUACAAUUGUAUUUUAACUAUAUCAGUGGAAUAUCUGUAAAUAUAAUUGUUUGAUUCAGUAUUUUAUGUGUCUUAAUGCGAGUCUGAAAAUGGUACAAUUUGUAACGUAACAUUGAAAUGAAAUUCUAUGAUAUUAUAAUGUCUAUAUAAUCGCAAUCGUUUCACUAAGAAAUACCUAAUAGUUGUAAAGUUGCGUUACUGCAUGCUUCGGUAGUGUAAUUUUCAGAUUUUCGCCGGGUCUUUGCCUACUGUGAUAUUCAAUUUGAAAAUAAAUAAUUUGAUGAUAUUUUUGAGUUUUCUAUUCAACCUUGUCAAUUAUAUAUCAGUGGGAAGGACCGUCGGUGGAGAAUUGUGAUAGCUCAUAUUGAGCCUGAUAUUCUGAUUAGUAAGUUUAGGUACAACAAAGCCAUGAUUAUAAUAUUUUGUUUCCAUUAGAACUGUUGCGAUGGAUGAUAAAGACGUUUAUUUUAACUACAUUUAUGUUUGUUUAAAUGCUAUAAUCUAUUGACAUAGUGAGAAAUAAAUUCCAUCUAUAAAUGUGA
Molecule: messenger RNA, 1980 nt
Organism: Pieris brassicae (large cabbage white)
Lineage: Eukaryota; Metazoa; Arthropoda; Insecta; Lepidoptera; Pieridae
Exons: 6
Coding region: 336-941 (201 amino acids)
Source: RefSeq, a predicted model, not a curated record